Molecule: messenger RNA, 1470 nt
Organism: Aspergillus mulundensis
Lineage: Eukaryota; Fungi; Ascomycota; Eurotiomycetes; Eurotiales; Aspergillaceae
Product: RNP domain protein
Exons: 8
Coding region: 1-1470 (489 amino acids)
Cellular component (GO): nucleus; cytoplasm
Molecular function (GO): mRNA binding
Source: RefSeq, a predicted model, not a curated record
AUGGCUUACGGCGACUAUGAAUACGAUACUGACCGCGCGCAGCGUGAGAGAUCCCGAUCUCCCCGUCGUCGAUCUCGCAGUCCGCGACGAAGCCGCCGUUCGUAUUCGCCACGCAGUCGAUCUCGGAGUCGUGACCGUGACGAUUACCGCCGCAGCGAUCGCCGUUCUCGUUCUCCUAUGAGUACUGCCCAAGGCCCAGCAGGAGGUCAUUCAGGCUCGGGAUACAGUGGACGCGGUGGCAGCUACCCGCCUCCGCCCAGGUCAUUCGAAGAUCGAGCAGUCGCAAAAGAACAAAUGAUGCAAUCUGUGCGCGACUCGUCCCAACAGGACCGUCGAGUCUAUGUUGGGAACCUUUCCUACGAUGUCAAAUGGCAUCAUCUUAAAGAUUUUAUGAGACAGGCUGGAGAAGUUAUCUUUGCCGACGUCUUGCUUCUUCCCAAUGGAAUGUCGAAGGUGGGCGCCAAUGCGAUUGUGGAAUACGCAACCAGGGAGCAAGCGCAAAAUGCUGUCAACACGCUCAGCAACCAGAACCUGAUGAACCGUCUAGUCUACGUCCGCGAGGACCGCGAACCUGAGCCUCGCUUUUCGGGUGGCCCUGCCCGUGGGGACUUUGGUGGCCCCGGCCGCGGUGGUUUUGGAGGCUACGGUGGCGGCGGCGGUCCCGGUGGUGGAGGAAGACAGCUAUACGUCUCCAACCUCCCUUUCAACGUUGGCUGGCAAGAUUUGAAGGAUCUUUUCCGCCAAGCAGCUCAGCAAGGUACCGUGAUCCGUGCCGACGUUCACACCGACGCGACUGGCCGUCCCAAGGGUUCUGGAAUCGUCGCCUUCGAAUCACCCGAGGAUGCACGCAAUGCUAUCCAGCAGUUCAACGGAUACGAUUGGCAAGGCCGUACCCUUGAGGUCCGUGAGGACCGCUUUGCAGGCUCUGGACCCGGCAUGGGCCGCGGUGGCUUUGGUGGUGGCUUUGGUGGCCGUGGUGGCUUCGGCGGCCGUGGAGGCUUUGGUGGCCGUGGCGGCUUCGGCGGUGGCUUCGGCGGCCGUGGAGGUUUCGGCGGUGGUUACGGCGGUCCUCCCAGUGGUCCUGGUUUUGAGAGCGGCCCUUCAGUGCCUCCCAACCCCUUCACCGAUUAUGCUACCUCCGGCGGCGAGAAGAGCGAUGUAAUUUACGUGCGCAACUUGCCUUGGUCUACUUGCAACGAUGAUCUAGUGGACCUGUUCUCGACCAUCGGAAAGGUUGAGCGCGCCGAAAUCCAAUAUGAGCCCAACGGCCGGUCUCGUGGGACCGGUGUAGUCCAAUUUGAUAGCGCCGACAUGGCUGAGACUUCAAUCGCCAAAUUCACUGGCUACCAGUAUGGCGGUCGUCCCCUUGGUAUCACCUUUGUCAAGUACUUGACCCCGUCUCAGGGUCCGGUCGACCCCAUGGAUGAUGCCCAGCCUACCGGUGGAAUCACACAGGAUCAGAUCAUGUAA